AUGGGCAAACUCCGAGGCCCUUGGGCCUAUACGUUCCUUCCAAUACUUGUUGCUCUUUUCUUAUCUAUCAUUGUAAAUUUCUCAGUUGCUCAACAAGAUGCAACUUGCAGUUCACUUGAGCCCUGCAAAGUCGGCUGCUGUAGUUCUUCAGGAAAAUGCGGAUUUGGCGACGAGUUCUGCUUAACAGGGUGCCAGGGUACCUGCAAUGCGACUGCAGAAUGUGGACAGUAUGCCACCAAAGACAACUUCGAGUGUCCCUUAAACGUCUGCUGCAGUAAACACGGCUUUUGUGGAUUCGAUUCAGAACACUGUACUAGUGAAUGCCAGAACAAAGACAAAGGGGAAUGCGGACCAAUCAGUCGGCCUAGUAAAUGCAGCGAAAGUACAGAAGCGAUGGACGCCGAAGUCCGCAUAGGUUACUAUGGAGCUUGGAGCGCUGAGCGUUCCUGUGACUCAAUGCAACCAGAAAACAUACCCGCUGGUGUAUUGACACACAUCAACGUAGCCUUCGAGUUCAUCUCAGCUGAUCAUGAAAUCACCGACGAGGUUGGUCACAUUACAGGCCGAGUCGCUCGUUUGAAAAACAUCUAUCCUGGCUUGCGAGUAAACAUUGCUAUUGGUGGUUGGGUCUUCAAUGAUCCACCCACAGAGACCCGCUUUUCCGAUAUGGCAUCUAGUGUGCCGAAUCGCCAGAAAUUCAUCAAAUCUCUCAUCCGGUAUAUGCAGAAGUAUUCGUUAGACGGUGUAGACUUGGACUGGGAAUAUCCAGUAGCACCUGACCGGGGCGGAUUCCCCAGUGAUUAUUCUAAUCUCGUUCUGCUGUGCGCCGAAAUCAGAGACGCUUUCGACUCAUACGAUCCUGGGUGGCAAUUGACAUUAACUCUUCCUGCCAGUCUCUGGUAUCUGAAACAUUUCGAUAUUGUCCGCCUUGAGAAAUAUGUAGAAUGGUUCAACGUCAUGACGUAUGACAUCCACGGCAUCUGGGAUCAACACAACAUUUGGACUGGGCCUUACUUGAAAGGCCAUACAAACAUUACCGAGAUCGAAGAUGGUCUGGAUCUAUUGUGGAGAAAUGGUAUCAACUCUAAAAAGGUUGUCAUGGGCUUCGGCUUCUACGGUAGAGGUUUUACCAUGCAGAGCCCAUCUUGCUCAACACCUCCAACAUGUCAGUUUUCCGGACCGGGCUUCGCCGGUGACUGUACAAAUGAGCCGGGUAUUCUCUCAUACAACGAGGUGUUGUCACACCAAGGCGAUUUAAGCACCAGCGUGAAAUACGACGAAGCUUCUUCUGUCAAAUGGAUGACCUACGGAUCCAACCAAUGGGUUUCGUUUGAUGAUGCUGAAUCCUUUCAAGCAAAGGUGAAGUACAUGUAUUCGCGAUGCCUCAAGGGUCUGAUGAUAUGGGACCUCGGUCUCGACUCAGCUAAUUACGACGCAUUGAUCGGAUUGUUUGGCCAAGAAGCCGUCUCUGAAGGCCUGCAAGACAGCUCGCUCAAUCCAGACGAGGAGAAACGAUUGGUAGAAGAUCUUGCUGCGUACACGGGUCAGAAUUGUUACAACACUUAUGCCUGUACGGACGAAAAAUCUGGUAGUAAGAUCUGCAAGGCAGGCUUCUCCUCCGUGGCAAUCGGCCACGCGAUGCCUCCCAAUCUCGACGACGGAUCCCACUCUAUUCUUUGUCCUAAAGGCAAGUUUCAACACGUGUGCUGCCCUACUAAAGCCAUGCCAAAGAAUUGCGAAUGGAUUGGUGCUCCGGAGCGCAACGUUUUCGGGUGCAGUGGUGAAUGUGGCAAGUCGCAAUUCGAACUAAACCAGGACACCUACAUUGAUCCAUUGGGAAAGGCAGCAUGUGUCUCUGGCACCCGUAAGCUUUGUUGCGACUCUACCCCCAUCGUACAGAAAUGCCACUGGACUGGAUGCGACUGGACCGAGGACGACAAUGGACACUGUUCAUCUGAUGAAGUUAGCGUCGCGACACGGUAUGAUCAAGAUGAUGGAGACCUCUGCAAGGUUCAAACGGGCAUGGGCAACGGUGGUUCAGGUGGAACCACGACACAUCGGAAUUUCAGAUCCUUUUGUUGCCCUAAAGACGACCCUCUCGAGAACUGCAAGUGGUCCAAUGAUCCUGAUUACUUUAUGGGGAAAUAUCAGUCUCCAUCUCCCGCAUGCAAGAAUGGCCAAACAAGCGAUUACUGCAAAGAAAAUGGCAUUUGCAGCAGCAAGCAUUGCUUCGAAGGGCGUUUGAUGGUAACAAAGGCGCAAACCACACCGCCAAAUAUCGAAGCAAAGAGCCUUGUUUGUGACGCAGACGUCAUGGAUAACGCACUCUGUUGCUCACCUCCAUCGCGAUUGACCAAGGAUUGGCCAGUGAACCCAGCCUAUCUUUGGAGUAACGCAUACGACGAUAAGGACGACGACGUCACUUGGCAAUGGUCCAACAACUUUGGAAACAAUAACAAGGACACAAACCCGAACAACCUUGAAGUCGACCAUGGCGACGACCCGUACGGAUUUGUCAUGCUAGACGGGCCGCCUGGGUCAAUUGCCAAACAGUUCGGCAAGCAAUUUACCUUUUUGACUGAAGAGGAACCGAAGAAGAUAGUCCCUCGGUCAUUUGUCACGACCAACCAGUCUGUCAUCGAUGCCACAUUCGAUCACAUUGAGGAAAGCCAUUUAAUAUUUUGUAAUCACCCGCACGACUCACAGCAGUGCAAAGAGAUCUUCCACAAAGGCGCCACCGAUACUAUCAUCAAACUUCCAAAUCACAUCGGAGAGGGUCCAUAUGCUAGAGUUGUGUCUAUGACGCCUGAGUCUUCGCCGCCAAGUCUGCCAGCAUGGGCUAUACGCAAACGAGACACAAGUGGUAUCCCUAGAAAUGGCAUCUACAGGUUAACGUUCGACUACAACUUUGCUGCUAUCAAGAGAGCAGAUGACGAGAAAGUUCUCAUGCGCGUAGAUUAUACCAACCUGAAAGAUUACUGGGACACUGUUACCGAUGAACCCACGAAACGGAAGAAACGCUCAGCUUCUGACCACAUGGACUACAGUAGUUGGAGAGAUCGAGUUGACAAGGCCAAAAAUUCUUCCUACAUCAACAGACACGACGAGUUCCACGUUGCAACGGAAGGCAAAGCCGACUUCAGUCCUGAGGGUCUACCGCCAGCGGGUACACGGUCCGCCGACCUAGCUGAUUCUAAUCACGUUGAACGUCGGUGGUGGGGUACCUUUACCAACUGGCUGAACAAGCUUAAUACUCUCACAAAAGAGGAUGCUGGGUUCCUCCCCAUGAGUCUCUCGAAGAUGUUCAAUAUCUACUCGGGUCGUCUGCAAUGCGCAAACGACGCCGGAGUCACCAUCACAGCUGGUCUCGACAUAACAGCGGAGGUCCGAAUGGAAAUGGGUGCACGGUACGCAUACUACUUCUCGGGCACAAUUGUGCCACCGAGCUUCAUCGACACUUACGUCUUUCUGGGAGCGCAGCCCAGCAUCUACGCUGGUGUUGAUAUCCGAGGCAAUGCUGAGCUUGGAUACGAGAGCGAAAGGAAGAAGCUAAUUUCGACGAUCACAUACCCUGGUCUAUCGAUCAAGGGUAUUGCAACUGUUGGACCGUCACUCGAUCUGUGGGGUCAGCUUGCGGGCAGUAUUACGGUUUCUGGGAACAUGAAGGUUGGGGCCAAGUAUACCAUGGAUCCCAUUGAGAUGUAUAUGCCGAAUGACGACAACACGCGACAAAAGGCAAGCAGCAAGAUGGAGAAGUUCGAUAAGGAUGAUAAAGGUCUUUCGCCCGUCUUCCAAGCGGGUGUCAAAGCGACUGUGGGUGUUGAGUUGCGCAUCACCCCCGAGAUAAACUGCGGUAUCAAGGUCGGCGGCGACAUCGGACUGCUCAAAGAGCCUCUCGUUCAAGCGCAGGUCGCUGUGUAUACAAACACAACGCUCUACUUCGAAGCCCACGCCACUGCUGAUACGGAUGGCAAAACCAGUAAUUGGGAGUAUGGGUACAAAGUCGAGCUGCAUUGGCGUGUUGGCAUGAAUGCUGUGGCAGCAAUCUAUCUUUACGGCUCUUGGAAGUCUGGAGAAUUUGAGGCUGUAGCCUGGCAGAACAUCCCCAUCUAUGGUCCCAUCGUAGUCAAGUCUGGACCAUCGAUCAGCGCUCGUGAUACAAACUCGACAAACCCGUGGGACCUGUCCGACGAACCGCUACCCAACGUUAUGUUUGGUGUCAAAGAUCUUGUCUACUUGUACGACCUGCCUUCUCCCGAAGACUCGAUCAUGCUCUCCGCGAAUCUGUACAAUCAUACAGAUCUGGAUUUGCCUCCUUUUUCGAACCUCAGUGUACGGACGAUCGAAGGAUCAGAUCACUUCGUGCGUUUACUUCAUUCACGCGCCGAUGGGAAAGAGCAAGAGUUUAUGCUUGGUGACUUCAAAUGUACUACCGGCGGCUCACCAUGCUCAGCUAACCUUCCCAACACAUCUAAAUUCCGACCCCGUGGACACGGACAUUCCUUCUCACCCAGCCACGACCAUAGUCUUGCCGUGCGAGCUAUUCCGGAACUACGGAAACGCGUUCCAACCGACUGCCCAAACACACUACCACGAUUGUAUUACAACUGCGCGUCUAUAGGAUUCUCUAAUGUCAAUCUUCAAGGGCCUGUCGGUAACGCCGUGCUUCCAGGUAUUUGUACCAGUGUAAGACGGUAUCUCACGGCCCAUGGCAUCAACACAGAUCAGUUUCCGUUACAUUGGGAUCCUAGCUACAACGACGACCGUCGACGCGAGACAUGCAGUGAGGCACGAAGCCCUUGCAGCGGCGCCACAGGCGAAAACGCGCGUUUCAAAGCUGCAACCGGUAUCAAUACUGCACUUGUCACUUGCGAUGAGUUUCCGUUCGCUUCUUCCGAAGAAGGAGGGUGGGGUUGGCAGUAUGCCCUUAGAGACAACGCUUUGAACCCAACGAACCCACUGGGGACGACAAGGACCUGCGCCCCAACCUGGCAGCAGAAUUUGCAGGGAAACUGCAACAGGCUCCUGAGUGGCGUGGCGACAAACGUAGCGUACUUUAACGAGUUCGGAAAACCUACCGAAGACAAACCAUCCUACGUCCCCUGGGACGCGGUGGGGUGGAACCGAGCUAAGUCUUUCACAGAGCACGGUGACCCCGGCCGCCAGCGCCUCACAACUUAUGCAGACACUCGGCCGUACCUUCGCCACGGAGAGAACAUCGGGGACGACAAAAAGGAUUGGUAUCACAAGAGGAACUUCACCCUAUUUCUUGUCAACGCCAACGCAAACAACGUCAAUCUUCCCGGAAGUAACUUCGCCAAUGGCUUAAUCACAGGCACUAGGCCUGCAACCACAGUCGUGGCAGGCUCGGCUUGGAUCAUGUGCGCUGUUUCGCUCCGCGGGCAACAGCGCUUCAAAUUCAAGAAGGGGACCAACAUCAACGGAUACUGCUGGGAUGGCACGACUCAACAGGCAGUAGCCGGUGGCCAUUUCCAGCGCAGUAAAUAUUUUGGAUGCAGGAUCGAUUUCGUGGGCGCAACAUUUCAGAACGCGCCCUCAAAGAGAGCUGAGCCGAUCGGUUACUUUCACGAUGAGGCUGUGUACGGAGUUGAGCGGGUGGAUGAUGUGGAACCGAUUGUGGUAGAUGUACCGAUUGCUGAGGCUAUAUUACCGGAUAGCAGGUUUAGUUUUCCUCUUUCUUGA
This is a messenger RNA of Boeremia exigua, 5703 nucleotides long. RefSeq names its product chitinase A1. Lineage: Eukaryota; Fungi; Ascomycota; Dothideomycetes; Pleosporales; Didymellaceae. The record is from RefSeq and is a predicted model, not a curated record. Gene Ontology annotation, molecular function: hydrolase activity, hydrolyzing O-glycosyl compounds; chitin binding. The transcript is spliced from 9 exons. The coding region runs from base 1 to 5703 and encodes 1900 amino acids. Gene Ontology annotation, biological process: carbohydrate metabolic process.